AUGGGAAGACGCCUGCCUGUUCUCUACUCUCUUUCCGAGAACUACAAAAGCCUGCCGGCAUCUUUUGAUCCCCGCAAAAAAUGGCCAAACUGCAAGACUCUCUUUGAAAUUCGCGAUCAAGGUAGCUGCGGAUCCUGCUGGGCGUUCGGCGCGGCUGAAGCCAUGUCGGACCGACUAUGCAUCCAGCAGCAGACAGUAAGCGGGAGGGCAGUGAUGGUACGACUAAGCGCCGAUGAUCUGCUCUCCUGUUGUCGUGACUGCGGAAUGGGCUGCAAUGGCGGUUUCCCCUCUCAGGCGUGGAAUUUCUGGAAGCAUGAAGGUCUUGUCAGUGGUGGUCUCUAUGGUACUAAGGGGGUGUGUCGCGCCUACGAGAUACCCCCCUGCGAGCACCACGUCAACGGCACCCGUCCUCCGUGCGAGGGCGAUGCCCCAACACCUAAGUGUAAGAAUGUCUGCCAGGAGGAGUACAAAGUUCCCUACAAAAAGGACAAGCAUUACGCCGUGAAAGUGUACUCUGUUCAUUCCAACGAGGAUGCGAUCAAGCACGAGCUGAUAACACACGGUCCUGUGGAAGCGGACUUUGAGGUGUACGCUGACUUCCCCACCUACAAGUCUGGCGUGUACCAGCAUGUGAGCGGCGCGCUGCUCGGCGGCCACGCAAUUAAGUUGAUGGGCUGGGGCGAGGAGGACGGCGUACCCUACUGGCUGUGCGCCAAUUCCUGGAACACUGACUGGGGUGAAGGCGGCUUCUUCAAAAUCCUCCGAGGAAAAAAUCACUGCGGCAUCGAGAGCGACAUUGUCGCAGAUGGUGAUGUAGACUGUAUAGCUGGACUUGGACGUGGACAGAAAAAGACAGGGAUCGCGCAUGCGCAGUUCACUCGGGGUGAUGAGGCGGCUACGAAGGCUGGCGCGAGUGUGCUACUGGGUCGUCCGAUUCUCGUCGCUCGUUUACACCACAGGAAAAUGCUUCUUCAACAGCUUCUCAUGUUGCUGAUUGCACACUGGUCCUCCAGAAAGCCACAUCAGAGCGACCGCUUAACGGACAUAAUAGAAUAUAUCAAUAACAAGGCGAAUACAACGUGGAGGGCUGGAGAAAAUGAACGUUUUACUGAUGCUCUCUCAGCAAAGUCACAGAUGGGAAGUCUUUUCAACCCAGGGGGAUCCAUGCUGCCCACCAAGUCGUCUCACCUCUCGUCGAUGCAGAAGGCGGCGCUUCCCUCAGAAUUUGACGCACGCAAAGCCUGGCCUGAUUGCCCCACCAUCGGCGAGAUCCGCGAUCAAGGCACGUGCGGAUCCUGCUGGGCAAGUCCACAACGCUUCGAUCUACCGUCGAAUCUUAUUGCUUUUGGAGCUACUGAAGCUAUGUCAGACCGUAUCUGCAUACAUUCGGAAGGGAAGGAGGUGGUGAGAAUAUCUGCGGACGAUUUACUCUCCUGCUGUGGUUUAUUCUGUGGCUUCGGUUGCAAUGGAGGCCUACCCAAGAACGCCUGGAAGUACUGGGCCAGAGAGGGGAUUGUAUCGGGUGGACUCUACGGGUCGCAUGUGGGCUGUCGUCCCUACGACAUCCCGCCCUGCGAGCACCACACCAGUGGCAAUCGGCCAGACUGCAAGGGCAACUCGAAGACGCCGAAGUGCCAAAGGCAGUGUGUCGAGAGCUUCGAUGGGGAAUAUCAGGCUGACAAACAUUUUGCCUCGAAUGUAUACAAUGUCCGAGCUAGCGAGGAGGAUAUUAUGAAUGAAAUAAUGGUUUACGGGCCGGUUGAAGCAGACUUCAUUGUGUAUGCGGAUUUCUUGACCUACAAGUCCGGUGUCUACCAAUAUGUCAAGGGAGGAUUCCUAGGAGGUCAUGCGGUGAAGAUCUUAGGAUGGGGAGAGGAGAAUGGGGUACCUUACUGGCUUUGCGCAAAUUCUUGGAACACCGAUUGGGGUGAUGGCGGCUUUUUCAAAAUUCUUCGUGGCUACAACCACUGCAAGAUAGAAGCCGAUAUCAAUGCUGGUAUUCCAAAAAUAAGGAAGUGA
Echinococcus granulosus is the source of this 2019-nucleotide messenger RNA. RefSeq names its product Cathepsin B. The record is from RefSeq and is a predicted model, not a curated record. Bases 1 to 2019 code for a protein of 672 amino acids. Gene Ontology annotation, cellular component: lysosome. Gene Ontology annotation, molecular function: cysteine-type endopeptidase activity. Lineage: Eukaryota; Metazoa; Platyhelminthes; Cestoda; Cyclophyllidea; Taeniidae. The transcript is spliced from 8 exons.